This is a messenger RNA of Microthlaspi erraticum, 1383 nucleotides long. Lineage: Eukaryota; Viridiplantae; Streptophyta; Magnoliopsida; Brassicales; Brassicaceae. The record is from the annotation of a GenBank genome assembly.
AUGGCAGAUUCAGACGCCGGGGAAUUCCCGACGGAGAACCACCGUGGCAGCGCCGGAGUGCUGUUCGGAAAGUACGAGGUGGGGAAGCUGGUGGGAUGCGGGGCGUUCGCGAAAGUGUACAGAGGAAGGGACACACGGACGGGACAGAGCGUUGCGAUCAAAGUGGUGAGCAAGCAGCGGCUGCAGAAGGGAGGCCUCAACGCCAACAUCAAGAGGGAGAUCGCUAUCAUGCACCGCCUGCGCCACUCCUCUAUCGUGCGCCUCUUCGAGGUCCUCGCCACCAAAUCUAAGAUCUUCUUCGUCAUGGAAUUCGCCAAAGGCGGUGAGCUCUUCACCAAGGUCUCCAAGGGCAGGUUUUGCGAGGAUCUCAGCCGUCGCUAUUUCCACCAGCUUAUCUCCGCCGUCGGUUACUGCCAUUCCCGAGGCGUCUUCCACCGGGAUCUCAAGCCCGAGAAUCUCCUCCUCGACGACAAGCUCGAUUUGAAAGUCACUGAUUUCGGACUCAGCGCCCUCACCGAUCAGAUCCGACCCGACGGUCUUCUUCACACCCUAUGUGGCACGCCGGCCUACGUGGCGCCCGAGGUCCUUGCGAAGAAAGGCUACGAUGGUGCUCAAAUCGACGUCUGGUCCUGCGGAGUCAUACUCUUUGUCCUCAACGCCGGCUAUCUCCCCUUCAACGACCACAAUCUCAUGGUCAUGUACCGCAAGAUCUACAAGGGUGAAUUUCGCAUCCCCAAGUGGACGUCGCCGGAUCUCCGCCGGCUGCUCACUCGGCUUCUCGACACGAAUCCGCAGUCGAGGAUCACAAUCGAAGAGAUCAUCCACGAUCAGUGGUUCAAACAGGGAUACGACGACAAAAUGUCCAAAUUCCACCUCGAGGACUCCGACAUGAAACUCCCGGCGAACGAUGUCGACGGCGAGAUGGGUGUCAGGCGGAUGAACGCGUUUGACAUCAUUUCGGGAUCUCCCGGUUUCAAUCUCUGCGGUCUGUUCGGCGACGCCAGAAAGUACGACCGAGUGGAGCGGUUCGUGACGGCUUGGACGGCAGAGAGGGUAGUGGAGAAACUAGAAGAGAUGGCGGCGGCGGAGAAUCUAACGGUGGCGAAAAAGGAAUCGUGGGGGCUGAAAAUAGAAGGGCAGAAUGAUAAUUUCGCAAUGGUGGUAGAGAUGAACCAGCUAACGGACGAGCUGGUGAUGAUCGAGGCGAGGAAGAGGCAGAGAGACUGUGCAUCUGGACGAGAUUUAUGGUCAAAUACAGUGAGGCCUUUCCUCGAGGAGAUUCUGCACAAACCGGAAGAGACGAUACCCGGUUUAGGGACAGACCAGAAUCAGAACCAAGAAGAAUCUUCUUCUUCUUUGCGUGACGUAUAUACGACGCCGUAG